Vitis vinifera (wine grape) is the source of this 1870-nucleotide messenger RNA. Its product is annotated as TMV resistance protein N. Gene Ontology annotation, molecular function: protein binding. The record is from RefSeq and is a predicted model, not a curated record. Lineage: Eukaryota; Viridiplantae; Streptophyta; Magnoliopsida; Vitales; Vitaceae. The transcript is spliced from 4 exons. Bases 1 to 1749 code for a protein of 582 amino acids.
AUGUUAGAAAGAGAGAUAUUCUUCAACGGAGAGGAUUUGGAUUUUGUUCAACGAAUACUUGAUGCUUGCCAUUCCUUUGCAAAACUCAUAAUGCAAGAGCUUGAUGACAAAUCUCUCAUUAGUAUUUUGGACAAGAAGUUAUCGAUGCAUGAUUUGAUGCAAAAAGCCGGUUGGGAAAUUGUUCGGAGGCAAAAUCAUAAUGAACCUGGAAAAUGGAGCAGAUUGUGGGAUCCUGACAAUGUUCAUCAUGUAUUGACAAAAAAUACGUGUCUUCCAAAGUUAGAAGUCAUCAAUCUCGGUAACUCUCAACACCUUCUGGAAUGUCCAAAUUUGUCUUCUGCACCAUGUUUGGAGCUGCUAAUUCUUGAUGGUUGUACAAGUUUGCUUGAGGUGCACCCACCAGUUACAAAGCUGAAGAGACUUACUAUCUUGAAUAUGAAAAACUGCAAAAUGCUUCACCAUUUUCCAAGCAUCACUGGAUUGGAAUCACUUAAAGUUCUUAACCUCUCUGGCUGCUCAAAACUUGACAAGUUUCCAGAGAUCCAAGGGUAUAUGGAAUGUUUGGUGGAGCUUAAUUUGGAAGGGACUGCUAUUGUAGAACUUCCCUUUUCAGUGGUGUUUCUCCCAAGACUUGUUUUAUUGGAUAUGCAAAACUGCAAAAACCUUACGAUUCUUCCAAGCAACAUUUAUUCUUUGAAAUUCCUGGGAACUCUGGUGCUCUCUGGCUGUUCAGGUCUAGAGAGGUUUCCGGAAAUCAUGGAGGUUAUGGAAUGUUUACAAAAGCUUCUUUUAGAUGGAAUAUCCAUAAAAGAGCUGCCCCCCUCAAUUGUUCAUCUAAAAGGCCUACAGUCAUUGAGUCUGAGAAAAUGCAAAAACCUCAAAAGUCUUCCGAAUAGCAUUUGCAGUUUGAGAUCCCUUGAAACCCUCAUUGUCUCUGGCUGUUCAAAACUCAGCAAAUUGCCAGAGGAGCUGGGGAGGUUGCAAUUCUUGAUGAAACUUCAAAUUUCAUCCCUUCUAUUCAGGUUACUGCAUAGAGAAAAUUCAGAUGGGAUUGGUUUGCAGUUGCCUUAUUUGUCAGGUUUAUACUCCUUAAAAUAUUUAGAUCUUAGUGGCUGCAAUCUAACAGAUAGAUCGAUCAAUGACAAUCUUGGCCACUUACGCUUCUUGGAAGAAUUAAACCUUAGCAGAAACAAUUUGGUUACCAUACCUGAGGAGGUGAAUAGACUUUCUCAUCUAAGGGUCCUUUCUGUGAAUCAGUGCAAAAGGCUUCGAGAAAUUUCCAAGCUCCCACCAAGUAUAAAAUUAUUAGAUGCUGGGGAUUGCAUAUCCCUUGAGUCUUUAUCAGUUCUAUCUCCACAGUCGCCACAGUACCUAUCGUCUUCCUCUCGCCUUCAUCCUGUUACGUUCAAACUGACGAAUUGCUUCGCACUAGCUCAGGAUAAUGUGGCAACUAUUCUGGAGAAACUUCAUCAGAACUUUCUUCCAGAAAUUGAAUACAGUAUUGUUCUUCCUGGAAGUACAAUUCCAGAGUGGUUCCAGCAUCCAAGUAUCGGAUCCUCAGUAACAAUAGAGCUGCCUCGAAAUUGGCAUAACGAGGAAUUCCUGGGUUUUGCUCUAUGCUGUGUGUUGUCACUUGAGGAGGAUGAAAUAAUUCAAGGCCCUGGUCUGAUUUGUUGUAAUUUUGAAUUUAAAGAAGGGCCUUAUUUGAGUAGCUCCAUCUCUUGGACACAGCGGAGACAGAGUGGUUGAGACUGAUCACAUAUGGCUGGUGUAUCAACCUGGUGCUAAACUUAUGAUACCCAAGUCCAGUAGCCUCAAUAAAUUCAGGAAGAUUACAGCUUAUUUUAGUCUCUCUGGGGCAUCCCAUGUG